Messenger RNA from Fusarium pseudograminearum CS3096, 1197 nucleotides. RefSeq lists its product as uncharacterized. The transcript has 2 exons. Gene Ontology annotation, molecular function: pre-mRNA binding; U6 snRNA binding; metal ion binding. Bases 1 to 1197 code for a protein of 398 amino acids. Gene Ontology annotation, cellular component: U2-type catalytic step 2 spliceosome; Prp19 complex; U2-type catalytic step 1 spliceosome. Lineage: Eukaryota; Fungi; Ascomycota; Sordariomycetes; Hypocreales; Nectriaceae. The record is from RefSeq and is a predicted model, not a curated record.
AUGGCCGACACAGCAGAACAAGUUGAGUUGGCGCCGGUCGCUGAGCAGGAGAACCAGGAAAUGGUAGUAGCGACAACAAAUAACGAAGUCGCGGCGCCCACCGGAAAGAAGGUCGUCAAGAAGAUUAUCCGCAAGAAGAAGCGACCUGCGCGAGCACAAGUCGAUCCCGAUUUCUUCACAACAGAGCCCCCUCCCCAGACCGGUACGAUCUUCAACAUCUGGUACAACAAGUGGUCUGGCGGUGAUAGAGAAGACAAGUAUCUAUCCAAGACCAAGGCUAAGAGUCGCUGCAACGUCUCAAAAGACAGUGGAUACACCAAGGCCGAUACGAUACCAGGAAGCUUUUUCUGCUUGCGCUUUGCGCGUGGAAUUUGCCCCAAGGGUCAAGACUGCGACUUUCUUCAUCGACUCCCCGGAACAUACGAUCAUUUCAACCCCAACGUCGACUGCUUCGGACGCGACAAGUUCUCCGACUACCGAGAUGAUAUGGGUGGUGUGGGAAGUUUCAUGAGGCAGAACCGAACAGUCUACGCGGGAAGGAUUCACGUUACCGAUGAUAUUGAAGAGAUCGUGGCGCGACAUUUCGCAGAAUGGGGUCCCGUCGAGCGCAUUCGUGUUCUCAACACCCGAGGUGUCGCGUUCGUCACAUACGUCAACCAGGCCAACGCCGAAUUCGCCAAAGAGGCCAUGGCGCAUCAGUCCCUCGACCACGAUGAGGUUCUCAACGUUCGAUGGGCAACUGCCGACCCUAAUCCCAUGGCGCAAGCGCGAGAGGCGCGUAAGAUUGAGGAGCAGGCUGCUGAUGCAAUCCGCAGAGCUCUCCCUGCAGAGUUCGUCGCCGAGAUCGAAGGCCGAGACCCAGAGGCUAGAAAGAGACGGAAGAUUGAGAGCAGUUAUGGUCUUGAGGGAUACGAGGCGCCUGACGAAAUCCACUUUGCUCGAGGAGCUCAGUCGGUCAAUCCUCUGGGACGAGAAGGUUUCGAAGUGGAAUACCAGGAACGACCGAUGAUUGAGAACGGAGAGGCCGGACAAGCCCAGGCGGAAGAGCACCAACCGCAGCAGGAAGUCGGUGGCAUCUUCUCAGGCAGUACUCUUGCGGCUCUCAACAAGGCCAAGGUGGCGGUGGCAUCGAAACCCAAGGCCGCGGCCUCAGCAGGGCCCCUGGUGGCAUACGAUAGCGACAGCGAUGAUGAAUAG